UUAAUUAACAUCGGUUUACAUUUUUGUGACACAAUUACAACAAUGCAAUACAUAAUUACAAGAAUAAAAAAAAAACAUUUAUUAUGAUUGAACUUGAGCACUGCAAUUUCCAGAGAGCCCCUGAACGCAGCACAAUUCAAGAUGGUGAAAUUCGGACUCCAGUUCAAAGCCACCCUGGAGAACCUAACUAACGUGACGCCAGUGGGUGACGACUUUCGCUGGUUUCUGAAGCUGAAGUGUGGCAACUGUGGCGAGAUCCCAGAUAAAUGGCAGUAUAUCACCCAGGCGGAGAGCACGCCGCUGAAAGGGGGAAGGGGAAGUGCCAGCAUGGUGCAGAAGUGUAAACUUUGCUCCAGGGAAAACUCAAUUGAUAUUCUGGGGGACACGAUCACGCCUUAUAAUGCCGAGGACAGCGACACCUUCAAGACCAUGGUGCAGUUUGAAUGCCGAGGUCUGGAGCCUGUGGACUUCCAGCCACAAGCUGGCUUUGCCGCACAGGGAGCAGAGUCUGGGACAUCCUUCCCUGAAGUAACACUUCUGGAAAAAGACUGGACGGACUAUGACGAGAAAGUCCACGAGUCCGUGGGAAUAUACGAAGUCACACACCAGUUCAUCAAGUGUUGAUGUCUUCUGAUGGGGUGAAUUAACUUUUAGCAAACUUCUUUCCACUUGGAUGGAGACUUCACAUGCCACCACUUACUUGCCUUAUCAAUAAUUGCCUUUAUAUAUAUAUAUAUAUAUAUAUAUAUAUAUAUAUAUAUAUAUAUAUAUAUAUAUAUAUAUAUAUAUA
Nerophis lumbriciformis (worm pipefish) is the source of this 790-nucleotide messenger RNA. It is a transcript of the gene czib, whose product is annotated as CXXC motif containing zinc binding protein. Gene Ontology annotation, molecular function: zinc ion binding. The record is from RefSeq and is a predicted model, not a curated record. Lineage: Eukaryota; Metazoa; Chordata; Actinopteri; Syngnathiformes; Syngnathidae.